AUGGAUAAUAAUGAUAAUGCUAACUUUGAAUCUAAGAAGAUUAAACGCAUAUUCAGUCCCCCCUUCAGCUAUCGGUACGUGGCCGAACCAAUGAGUGGAGAUGUUUUCACCAUGGUGGAAAAUGACUUCAUGGCAGUGCAUAUAAGAAGCGUGGAUGGGAUGAAAGGGGGGGUGGCUAUACAAUCCCGAGGCGGCAAGUACAACACCGACCUCAGAUGGAAGUGUGUCAGCAGUAAUUCUGUCGAUCCGAACUGGGUCCAGCCAAGCUUCGACGACAGCAGGUGGCCUGUGGCGAUUGUAACGGCCGCAGUGAACGAGUGUGGCUCCGGUCUGAAGAUUGCCAAGUGUCCAGAUGUCUUCAUGAAUCAGGGCGCUAAGUGGAUCUGGACGAAAAGACUGACGGAUGCGAAAACCCCGCAUGACAGCUCCCACUGUAGGCUGAAAUUUUCCAAUGAAACGUCCAUCAGAGGAAAAGGUUACAAGAUAGUCAUGUGCACUACGAUAUUGCUGAUGUUUAUCACCAUGAUGAUCAGCCUCUCAAUAGCUUACUACGUCAUUGGAGUCAUCGAUGAUGAUAUGAGAAGAAAGAAAAGAGCAAGUUCAUUCUUCAUUCCUCUGGAUGAAUCAAUUAGAACGGCAUCCGUAGACGCAAAAAUUCCUGCUGAAACUCAAAAAUGA
Messenger RNA from Helobdella robusta, 678 nucleotides. RefSeq lists its product as hypothetical. Lineage: Eukaryota; Metazoa; Annelida; Clitellata; Rhynchobdellida; Glossiphoniidae. The transcript has 7 exons. Bases 1 to 678 code for a protein of 225 amino acids. The record is from RefSeq and is a predicted model, not a curated record.